This is a messenger RNA of Trichobilharzia szidati, 640 nucleotides long. The record is from the annotation of a GenBank genome assembly. Lineage: Eukaryota; Metazoa; Platyhelminthes; Trematoda; Strigeidida; Schistosomatidae.
UCAUGAGUGAAUCAAGAGCCAGACAAUAUUUCGCCAAAGAAUGUGAAGAUGCUCUGAACAAACAGAUCAACAUGGAACUGCAAGCUGCAUACGACUACAUGGCAUUCUUCACCUACUUCGAUCGAGAUGAUGUCGCCUUCCCGAAGGCUGCUGAAUUCUUCCGAAAGGCAUCACAUGAAGAACGUGAGCACGCUGAGAAAUUGGCGAAGUAUGUGAACAAGCGUGGUGGUCGUGUUCAGUACAGCGGUAUCAAGACUCCAACGAAGACGGAAUUCAGCGGUUUGGAGGAUGCGAUGAAUACUGCACUUGCAAUGGAGAAGGCAGUAAAUGAAUCACUACUGAAAUUACACGGAGUGGCAGUGAAGAACAAUGAUCCAGCAUUAACAGAUCUUCUUGAAAGCGAGUUCCUGCAUGAACAAGAAGAUGCAAUCAAACAAUUCGCCGACUAUAUCACACAGACAAAGCGAGUUGGCAGUGGACUUGGUGAAUAUUUGUUCGACAAGCUGACACUAAAUGAAUGAAUGAAUGAGUGAAUGAAUGAAUGAAACUUAUUUGUAUACCACUGACAUUGUUAAUGAUCUGCACACUUUUUUAUUUCUGAAGUAGUGUGGUUUUGUAAAUACAUUAAUAUUUUAUUCCG